UUCCGCCUCAGUCUUGGCCGGGAAGUCGAGUCAAGAUGAUCCUCCUCAUCGGCUUCGUAUCGUUGUUGUUUGGUGUUCAAGAAGUGAUUCCAGUCGGCGAUCACAGUGCCGUCUCACUCCUCGCACCCUUUUUCGGAAUCACUUUACUACCGGUAUCACUCGUCUCCGGUACCAGCAGAUACGUCCCAAAGUGGAAGAAGCAGGCCUGCGAGAUCCCAGCAUCCCAGCACCCCAAUUCACACUACGUAUGCGACGAAGCAGGAGACGUGAAAUGUCUGCCAGGAUGGAGGGGAGACUUGUGCGACGUUCCAGUGUGCAGGAAAGGAUGUGACCCACUCCAAGGAUACUGCCGUCGUCCCGGUGAAUGUCAAUGCAAAUUCGGCUUCUAUGGAGAACUAUGUGACAAAUGCGUCGCUUUACCGUUGUGUCAGCACGGCAGGUGCAACGUGAGCUUCGAGUGUGCCUGCGAUCCAGGAUGGUCGGGACCUUUCUGCUCCGAGCCGAUAUGCAGCUCAGACUGUCACCCCGCCAGAGGAUACUGCGAAAAACCAGGCGAAUGCAGGUGCAGACUCGGCUGGCAAGGAUACAAGUGUAAAGAGUGUGCCGUUCUGCCAGGCUGCGUCCACGGAACGUGUCAAGGGCCUCUUGAGUGCCGCUGCGAACCAGGGUGGACUGGUUUCUUAUGCCAGACACCAAUCUGCGCGAAGGGAUGCAGCAGGGAACAUGGAGGGUGUCGACGCCCUGAAACUUGCAGAUGCCGGGUUGGCUGGAACGGGCCAAACUGCACGGAGUGUGUUCCUUACCCAGGAUGCGUUCACGGCACUUGCAAAAGGCCGUGGGAGUGUCGGUGCCAACCUGGCUGGACUGGAGAUCUCUGCAAUGAGAAAUUGACCUACUGUGAUGAGAACCCAGAUUCUUGUAAGAAUAACGGAACUUGCAUCAGCGUCAUUCCGGAAGACGGAAAUUUCAGAUGCAUUUGCCCGAUGGGUUACAUGGGUCGUCAGUGUCAGAUCGAGACGACAGUACCAGCGACGGAAUUGAUGCCCCCUAUGCCGAUCAACACACCGACGCAAUUCGAGAUGCCGGCGACGUCAACGGAAGAAAGCGUCUUGUAGGGAAUUUCAUUUUCAUUUUUAUGGCUAAUGGUUUUAUUAGUUUCAUCGUAGAAUACUGUCAAUUAUCAUAAUUUGUCAUAGAAGUUCGUACUCUAUCACAAAAAUUUACAGAAAUUUUCUUCCAACAUUUCGAGUCAAUCGACUUUUUAAUUUGUUAUAGAUAACUGUAUAUAAUCAAAAUUUUUAGUAACGCACCACAGUUUUCUACGAAAAAUUUACAAAAACCAAUGAUUUUCCGUUGUUCCGUGUCUCCGUAAAAUAUUGUAAAAAUUAUCGACACCCGGGUGAUCAUCAAACGCGUCCCAGCAUCCCGCGAAAUUAGGUCCAGGAAGCGAAAACGGUCAAGCGAAGUAGGCCAACCGUCCGUGUCCCGACAUAAAUCACGGUGACGUUUCAGCAUCGGCAUCGUUAAUAGCAUUCGAGGCGAAUCGAGUGGCCGAGCACUCGCAGGCAGGCAAAGAGAUACCUGAGUAACGUAGACCUGUGGUGUUCAACCGACUUAACGGUCUAGCGAACAUGUGUUUCCUAUCCGCCAAAGCCGGGCAUCAGGAGCUCCGCAACCCUGUUUACACAGGCACGAGUGGCACCGUGUGUCCAUGUAUAGCUGCAGCCCGACGGAACUCUGUCCUAGGUAUUGCGUUGCCCACGUGUAACGCGCUGCUGGUAUGAACGACCGUUACGCAAUGCGACCGCAAAGUUUGACCGUCGGUAACCGGGUUUGAUUUUUAAAAAUUCGCCAGUUCCGGUCCGCGUGUUCUUAUCUUCUCUGGAUUACGUAAAACUCAACUUCUCUCUGCCUGUUUGUACGUAUUUUCGCUCGUAACUUCAGAACGAGUGAACCGAUUUUGAUUAUUCUUUUUUCGAUGGAUAGCUACAAGUUCUUGCUAGGUUUUAGACUAUAUUUCGUUACAACCAGAUCAAUGGUUUUAGAGGUAUAACGAUGUUUGUAAGCCAGGCUAGAACGAGAUCACGAACUUAAGCGAUCGCUGACUAAACACUUACAGAUAGAGGAAAGUUAUGUUCAAGAGUUUUCUAUGUCUUGAAAAGCUCCGCAAAAAAGUCUAUGAGAUCAUAUGGCUAUGUCUAACAGUCGUGUCACAAGAAGCAUUUGAAAAUAUUCGUGGGCGGAGCCGCAACGGGCUUCUAGUUAGUUAUAAGAUCGUUCGAAAAUCCGAAGCACACUACGCGAUACACAGGAAUGCGAAUUGCGCAGAAGCUGAUAUUUAUUCGUUUAUUUAUUGUACUUAAGUAGUUAUAGUAUAUAUGUAUUUAUUUUCCACAUGCUAUCUUUCCUUUUAUGAUCUGAGUAUAAUAAAGAUUGCAUUAUACCUAUCGUGCCUGCA
Neodiprion virginianus is the source of this 2458-nucleotide messenger RNA. RefSeq names its product delta-like protein 1. Gene Ontology annotation, cellular component: membrane. The transcript has 8 exons. The record is from RefSeq and is a predicted model, not a curated record. Bases 36 to 1115 code for a protein of 359 amino acids. Gene Ontology annotation, biological process: cell communication; motor neuron axon guidance. NCBI's taxonomy places the organism in Eukaryota, Metazoa, Arthropoda, Insecta, Hymenoptera, Diprionidae.